AUGUGUGUAGGUAGUAAUGUCGAGGAGUUAUCGAAUGGGAACGAUGAUCGUGCGAGAGAAAUUGAUUUUGGAUGGUUGCCUUCUUUUCCCCAUGCUUUGAUAGCAUCCAUGGCUAAUUUUCUCUUUGGCUAUCAUAUUGGACUCAUGAAUGGCCCUAUUGUAUCAGUGGCACGAGAACUUGGUUUUGAGGGGAACUCUAUGAUAGAGGGCCUUGUAGUGAGCAUAUUUAUUGUUGGUGCCUUUAUUGGGAGUCUCGUUUCUGGAUCUUUGGUUGAUAAAUUUGGUUGUCGGCGCACACUUCAAAUCGACACUGUUCCGUUGAUUACUGGUGUUAUUUUGAGUGCACAAGCACACUCUGUUAAUGAAGUACUUUGGGGAAGAUUUCUUGUGGGUCUUGGUAUUGGGGUGAACACAGUUCUUGUGCCAAUAUACAUAUCAGAGAGCCGUUAUCAGCUGUAUCUGAUGCAAUCAUUGGAGAUUUGGAGUUCUCCUUUGGGCUUAAUAAAAGUAGUGAGUUUGAUAGCUGAGUUCAACACUUUGAAACUUUUGACAUCUUUGUUAAGAUUCCAAAGGGUUGCUCGGACAACGAAAUACAGGGGAUCUUUGGUAUCACUGUGCCAGAUUGGCACUUGUCUUAGGAUCAUAGCCUCAUUGUUUAUAGCGAUUCCAGCAGAAAAUGAUCCACACUGGUAA
Molecule: messenger RNA, 693 nt
Organism: Spinacia oleracea (spinach)
Lineage: Eukaryota; Viridiplantae; Streptophyta; Magnoliopsida; Caryophyllales; Amaranthaceae
Product: probable plastidic glucose transporter 1
Exons: 5
Coding region: 1-693 (230 amino acids)
Biological process (GO): monosaccharide transmembrane transport
Cellular component (GO): membrane
Molecular function (GO): hexose transmembrane transporter activity
Source: RefSeq, a predicted model, not a curated record